Glossina fuscipes is the source of this 311-nucleotide messenger RNA. Its product is annotated as LIX1-like protein. Lineage: Eukaryota; Metazoa; Arthropoda; Insecta; Diptera; Glossinidae. The transcript is spliced from 2 exons. Bases 65 to 256 code for a protein of 63 amino acids. The record is from RefSeq and is a predicted model, not a curated record.
ACGCUUUGUUUAGAAUUGCCCCACAAAAGCUGAAGCACGUCGCAGUUCGGCAAAGAUAGCCCUAAUGAAUUCAGUUUUCAAUGAGCAUCCAUCGAGACGCAUUACCGAUGAAUUCAUAGAAAAGGCAGUGCAAGAUGCAAGAGCCUCUUUUAAAGGAAACCUGAAAGAAGGGGACGGUCCAAAUACCGGAAUUGGGGCCUUCAGGUUUAUGUUGGAAGCGUACCAUGGCGUACCAUGUUGGAAUUUCAAGAAUUAAUGAUCGUUUUUCAACUCCAUAUAUAUAUACUCUGUAAAAGUGUAUGGGCAAGACU